AUGUCCUCCCUCUUUUCCUACAUCUCCACCGCCCUUCCCACCGUCAACUCUUCCAAUGUCAUCAUCUGGGGCUUCUCCACAGGAGGGUACUACUCCCUCCGCGCAGCCCACACCCAUCCGUCCCACCUCCUCGGCUCCGUCUCCCUCGGCGGCGGCUGCCACCACAUGUUUGACGAGACCUGGCUCCGCAACGUCAACCAUUUAGAAUACCCCUUCGACCUAGCCCAUACCCUCGCCCACAAGUUCGGUUACGGAGACAAUCUAGACCAAUUCAUCAAAGAAGGCAAGAGCAAAUUCAGUCUCCUCGACAGCGGGAUCCUGGACCAGGAAAGUUGCAAGACGUUGGUGGUCAAUGGUGACUUGGACGAGAUCUUCCCGGUGGAGGAUUUGUAUCUUGCCGUCAAGGACAAGAACGGGAAUGUGAGAAAGAACACCGAGUUCAAGGUUGUCGAGGGGAGGAAGCACAUGGGGGAGCCCGAGAGCUUUGGUGUUAUUCUCGAGUGGAUUCAUGGGCUGUGGGGGUUGAAGGCGGGAGUGGACGAGUUCAAGAAGGGCGUUUUGGAGGGUUUGCCUUUCAAGCCGAAAUAUUGA
Molecule: messenger RNA, 591 nt
Organism: Podospora anserina S mat+
Lineage: Eukaryota; Fungi; Ascomycota; Sordariomycetes; Sordariales; Podosporaceae
Exons: 1
Coding region: 1-591 (196 amino acids)
Source: RefSeq, a predicted model, not a curated record